Messenger RNA from Seminavis robusta, 378 nucleotides. Lineage: Eukaryota; Bacillariophyta; Bacillariophyceae; Naviculales; Naviculaceae. The record is from the annotation of a GenBank genome assembly.
AUGGAAUAUAAAGACUGGAUUGAAGUCAUGCUGGCAGUUGACGCUAUCGUUUACCUGACAGGUUCACGAUGGAUUGGUGAGGCAAUCAUCUGGACAACCAAGUCCAAAGCACAGCAAAGGAAAGAGACAAGCGUGCGACAAGACCAUGACGGGAAGCGAGAACACACACAAGCAGGGCUCUGCGUCGAAGAAUUGCCCAUGCGACAAAAACUCAACAAAGCUGCCGCCACGGGCACACAAGUGAUCGCGCGCACCAUGACGACCCUACCGACCGACUGCUUAUGGUUGGAAGACUGCCAUUCUCGACACCAGCAUUCCGCUUACUCCACUUUCAGCAUGGAAAAUGCUGCGGGCCAAGUUUGGAAUCGAUCAAGAUAA